Molecule: messenger RNA, 2027 nt
Organism: Dicrocoelium dendriticum
Lineage: Eukaryota; Metazoa; Platyhelminthes; Trematoda; Plagiorchiida; Dicrocoeliidae
Source: the annotation of a GenBank genome assembly
UUCAACUACGCGUGCAGUCCAACCAGGCAACCAGCAGUAUAUUUCAACACAGCUGCAAUUUGCUGCUCUGGAUGAAUUAAAAUAAUAGGUAGAGGCUGAAUUGUGCUUCUACGUUUGAUCGGGGAAUGGUCACGUGCAAAGCGGAUAUAUGCAAUCGUUACAAAUGAGGGUAUCACGUGAGCGUUUGCCCGGAAGUAUUGAAAAACGCUACCCAUACACCCCGAGAACAUAGAGCAUAAGCUUAACUAAGCCGGCGUCAUGGAGUACAACCGUUGAGUUGAAGUAUGCAGUCAGUAGUAGAAGCAAAGUCGAAUAGACUAUCAGAGGAAAGACAUCGGUCUAGAAAUGAUGGAAAUACGAUAAACUGCGUCUGUCUAUGCCAGCAAAUCGCACAGCUCUCUUCGGUUAACGAAACCGUACAUCAACUGGCCAGUAGUCAGCAAAGCAUAAUGUACGAUUUAAUCAAAUUACACAAUCUCAUGACGGAGCAAGGUCAUAAGGAAAAGAGGAAUGAAAAUCUAUCUGACCGAAAGGUUCUGCGUGAUUUGGAAGGUGAUGGAGGACUCCUAUUUUCGGAUUUCCCGCAAACAGAUUCAUCGGAAGAGCAGCAAAUCCAACAGACGUACAUAUGCACGACGAAUCGCGGAUCACAAACCGAAGAGAAACAUAACACAUUGGCGGUAUCGCGGUCUCAGGUUUGUCAUCGGAGUACUCAAACCCCAGCAGCCGAAGUGCAGCGAACACCAGCUUACCGAUCUUCUGAGCCAUCAUUACCAAGGGUAGAUGUCUCAGCCAAUCGCAGUAAGCCAGCAGUAUACAACGAUCUAUCGUCGGUGGAAGCAACAGCGCAAUUAUGUCAAACGGAUAGCACUCCAAGAAUAACCGUGGAGCCCAAGUCAUCAACCAGAGUAGAAGUGUCCAAUGGAGAAAUAAAGAUCAAACUUGAAGCAGGUCCUGUUCAAGAGUCUUUACCGCCGAAGACAAACUGCAUGAAAAAAAGUCAAAAGAUAAACUAUGAGUUUGGCACCGAAUUUGUACCACAGUUCCUUGAUUUUCGCAAUCAUGCGGGGUGUCCAGCCAAUCGAAACAUACGCCGUAUGAGCGACACACAACAGCAGUCGCUUAACUUUUAUAUUUGGACUGUGGAGAACUUUACCGCCGCGUAUCAGGCUGAAAGUGAGGUCUGCAGUGAACCAUUUUAUCUAGGCCAACCUGGAUAUAGAAUGUGUACCAAGUUGGAAUUCACGAAUCGUUUCAUGGGGAUCUACGUUCAACUGGUUUGCGGGCAGUUUGAUAGUAGUCUGAAGUGGCCGUUUCGGGAAGAUAUUCAAUUUAUUCUAGUCGAUCAAACAGCUCGAGGCAGAAAUCUAGCUAGGACACUGAAACCAUACCCGGAUGAUGAAGAUGAACAUGGUAUCUGGGAUCGCCCUUGGGAAACCCAGACAUCAUCAGCAGAAAAUACAGCAUGGGGUGUACCAGACUUUGUUCCCCGUUCAAUGCUUUUGGAUGACAGUGGGAGAGCUACGGACUAUGUUCGUAAUAACAAAAUAUACAUCGCCAUACGGCUACUAUAGCGUUGCUCAACUUUCUUUAUAAGUGAAGGACAUCCUUUCUUGGAUCAGAUCAAAUCAUCUGAAGGCUUCAGAUACCUUCAGGGCUCUCCGACAUCUCUGACACCGGAAGAUGGCUUUUCAACUUAAAGAUCGUGGAUAUAGAGCCAAAAUUGCGGGAUGCUCCUCCGCACCCUUCCGAAAAGAUAGAUAACGAAGGGUGAAAUUCGUACCGCCAUCGUUACAGAAGCUAAAAUUGGGUGUAUAUCUGUUCCACAAAAUUGCCCACAGACACAUACACACCAACGCUAUCAACCGGGAAUCCAAGAACCUUGAGCUUGCCAUCUACACUAUACUGUUAUAGAUCACGUCCAGGGUGCAAUUUCUUUACUCUUAAAUGUCCUAUGAUUUAGGAUCGAUUGUCCAACGUUGCCAGAACUCCACCUUCAACUAUCUCAAAUGCAUUUAAAAUGUUUC